Messenger RNA from Esox lucius (northern pike), 4174 nucleotides. RefSeq names its product MAX network transcriptional repressor b (gene mntb). The transcript is spliced from 5 exons. Gene Ontology annotation, biological process: regulation of transcription by RNA polymerase II. NCBI's taxonomy places the organism in Eukaryota, Metazoa, Chordata, Actinopteri, Esociformes, Esocidae. The record is from RefSeq and is a predicted model, not a curated record. The coding region runs from base 257 to 2074 and encodes 605 amino acids. Gene Ontology annotation, molecular function: protein dimerization activity; DNA-binding transcription factor activity, RNA polymerase II-specific; RNA polymerase II cis-regulatory region sequence-specific DNA binding.
GGUAUGCUGUUCGCCUUGUUGUGUAUUCCCCAGCUCGCAUCGCCAUCUUGUAGCAAUCCCUCUUUUACGUAUGUGAGAGAAUUUAUCCAAGGAAUAUAAUUUGGCUCUUUUCCUUUACGAGGAGAGGAAGAGAGCAAUAUACAAAGUGCGUGUUCGGGUCAGCUGCGCUCUAGACAGUGCUCCCAGGGGGACCUCGACUGCGCUUUUUUUCUUCUGUCCCGGGCGACCGGGUAGCCUACCUUGAGGGGCGCGCGCGAUGAGCAUCGAUACUCUUCUGGAGGCGGCCAGAUAUCUGGAAUGGCAAGCCCAGCAACAACAGAUCACACGUGAGCAGGAACAUCGCAGGGAAAAGGCAGAGCUUCACAGUCGGGAGGUGGACUCCAGACGACAAGAGGUCCUGACGUGUUCAGACCAGCCAAUCAGAUUCAGCCGUGUCACCUUGGGGAAUGAGUCAUCACAGGGUCUUCAGCAGCAGCCCCUUUCUCCACCCACUCUCCCCCCUCCCCCUGUAUCCAUCGCUGUCAUCCCCAUGGUACCUGUUGUCACGGCUACACCCUCGGUACCGCAUCUCCCUGUCACCUCGCCGAUCACUGCCACAGCAACCUCACUUCACCUCGGAGGUUCCCAGGUGAUAAAGGGAGCCUCCUCCCCUUCUCAGCAGCAGCAGCCAAUCCAACACCAACUGAUAGCCCAGGUGAAAGCAGAACCUAACUCGGUGACCUCACAGAUGAGUGGAAGCCCAAGCCAAUUGCAACCUCCAAUUCAGAUUCCAUACCCAACCUCCAUUAUUACCACCGCCAUGGCCCAGCAUGCCCUGCUCCCACAACAAGCAAUGCCUGCUCAGCCACGCCCAAAUGGAACCAUCAUGGAUGACAUGAGAAGCUUGGAUGGAAAAAGGCGACCUGGAGGUGCUGGGACCAGAGAGGUCCACAACAAACUCGAGAAAAACCGAAGAGCUCAUCUGAAGGAAUGUUUUGAUACACUGAAGAAGAAUGUUCCAAAUGUAGAUGAGAAAAAGACCUCUAACCUCAGUGUUCUACGCAGCGCCCUGCGUUACAUACAGACUUUAAAGCGUAAGGAGAAGGAGUAUGAGCACGAAAUGGAGCGUCUAGCAAGAGAGAAAAUCUCCACCCAGCAGAGACUGGCUGAGCUGAAGAAUGAGCUGAGUCAGUGUAUGGACGUAAUGGAGAUAGAUAGGCUCCUCAGACAGACUGUCCAGCCAGAGGAUGAUCAGGCUUCUACUUCUACUGCUUCAGAAGGGGAAGAUAACUUUGACCAGGACAUUGACGAAGACCUCUCCCUUCCUCCGCCCUCCUCCCUCCCCAAACCCCCACCUCCUAUCCUGCAGACCCAGUCACUCCUCAGCCCUCACCUGUCUGUCACACACAAGUCCCUCCCCCAGUCUUCUGGGGUCCUGACCAGCCCCUCCCCAUCGGGCCCCCCUCCCCCCCAGGCCAUUGCACCCGCCCCCCCUCCCCACCCCUCUCACCCGCACCCCCAUCCAGCCGUCCAAGUCUCGCCAACGGUGAUUGCCCAUGCCGCUGUCUCCCACACCUCCGUCAUCCAGGCAGUCAAUCACGUGCUCCCUGCCAGUCACAAACACCUGGCACACAUUGCACCUUCCCCGGGUCCCACCUCCUCCACUCCUCAGCCAAUCACAGCUGCCACCGCCCACCAGACAAUCACGGCCCAGCCCAUUGGACACAUCACUGUGCACCCUGUGGCCCACCUGGGCGGCCCGCUGCCCCCCCACAUGUACCCCCAGGGAGUGACAGUCUCCCAACCCACGGUGGUGGGGCACAUCACCCACACUUUCACCCACCACACCCUACCCCACCAGGGCAACCUCCACCACGUCCAGGCGAGCCAUGCCAGCGCUAAUGGGCCCCCGGUAAACGGGGCAGCAAUGCCCAGCCAGGGAGGCUCGUCCCUGGGGAAGCCCACAACCGUACUGGCCCACCACCACCACCAUAACCACCACCAUCCACAGCUGGUGGGCCAAACCACUGUCCUCAACCCAGUCACCAUGGUGACCGUCCCACCCUUCCCUGUUAGCACACUCAAACUUGCUUGAGGGGGAGGUGCAGAGAGAGAGAAAACCUAAAGCAUUGUUGAAAAAAAGGAGAGUGCGGGAGUGAGGGAGAGCGAGAGACCGAGGAAGAAAAAGGAGAGUGAGCGCCAAAGCAUCAGGACUCACAACGUGAACGAGACGUGGGCAGAGACUAGAAAUAAGAGGACUGCAUCGCCCCGGUGGGCUCUGACACCACAGGAUUCGGGACACCAUCCAAACAUUCCACCCACACGUCAACUCAUGUCUGAGUUAGCACCCAAACGUCUCUCUGUUACCGAUUCAUUGCACUACCAUGAGCCCUGGUCAAAUUGACUGCACUGAAUUGGAAAAAGGAGGGGGGGGUGGCUGACUUACAGUCAUUAAAGGGGCUACAACCAUUAAAGGUCCUAUCCUGGACUCCUGAAAUGAUUCUGGAGGACAUCCCGCUCCAGACAGAAUCUGCUCUGGGUGGAAGUUUCCUGCAGACACAGGUCUAGAGUCAGCUCCGCUCGUAGUCCUAACCGGCUGAGCCGAGACCUGUGUAUCAGCCUCUCGCAUCGUCAAUCCCAGCAGGCCAUUGGUGACGGACCGUGGUGUUUUCUGCUGCAAAGACUAGAGUCUUAUCUUCGUUCUUUCCUCUCCCUCUCUCCUUACUCAUCUCUUCAGAUGCACUAACACAAGCUGAAAAUUCACACAGGCCUCAGAAGUCUUACCUGUUCCAUCGUUCCUUCAUUCAUAAAACAGUACUAACAACAGCGUAGAUAAGGACGGGGAGACAGAGAAAAGGGAAAGGUGUUCUCUCAUCCCCUGCCCAACACCCCCCCCUGCUGGCCCUCUCCCAUCAUAGCCACGAAGAACCUUAUCCUGGUGUUAAAACUAGAGAUCGGCCCUGGUGGCUGGACCCCAUAGCGUACCUGCUGUGUGCGUGUGUUUUUGCAAGAGAGUGUAUGGCAAAAGAAAAGAAAGCACUCCUAUAUUUGUCUACGUGUGUUUGAGUGGCCGUCAGAAAGGUAUUUAAUUAUUGUGCGAGCAAGAGAAAAGAAAGCACUAUACCCCUCUUAGCCAGCCUAGGUUUGUCAGAUUGAUUGUUUGAGUCAUCAGAUGUGUACGUGAGCAAUCUCGUAUUGUUCUACUUGUUUCGGCUGUGGCUGUGUUUCUGUGCGUUUUUAUAUUUGACACCGUGGAGGUUAAACCCACUGUACCUGGUGCAUGGUUCUAUUUUUGUUGUAGCAUUUUGACUGGUGCGUGCGUGUCUGUUUUGUAUGAAGGAAUUUGUGGGAUAUGUGUGUUUAAUCAGUUAUAACUGCUGCCUGUACUGUCUUCUGGGCAGGUAUGUCACAUGACAUGUUACGUGACCGGAGUUUUCACCUUAAUUUGAAGAUUUUUACAUCAAACUGCCCCUUUUCCCUUUGUAUAUCCAAUUACCUAGCUCCAUUGUCAAUUUUGUUUUUUACAUUUCUUUUAAUAAACAUUCAAAUCUGGGUCAUGUGAUGUGGCCAUACCAUUAAUGACAUAGAACUGUGACAACCUCAAUGUACGUAAACCUACACCUAAAGAUCUGAGCGCGAGCAAAAAAAAAGCAGUGCAUAUGACGUCCUUCUGUGUUCCAGGUUUGCGUUUGUGCGUUGUGUGACAGGCUGCUGAGAGGUCGGCAGGGUACAAACACAUCUUUAUCACACUCUGAUGUCCGAUGUUCAGUUAGACUUUUCUAAUAUGUGUAUGUAUGGAUGCAUUUUUGUAUACGUGUGAUUGUAUGCAUGUUUUUGCAUAUAUUUGUGUAUUUUGUAGUUUUACCCUUGCUUGGUUUUGCAUGUAGAUUGCUGUUGAGUUUCCGUUGUUUUCUUGUAUGUUUCUUUCCGGGACCAUGAACAAUAUUGUAUGAUGUGGGCAGGAUCAUAGACCUCAUGCUACAAUGAUAUUAUAUACAUAUAAAACACAGAUGUUUUCCCUAUGGAGAAAGUUUAAGUUAUAUAUUGCCUGUGCAUUUUGGGCUGCCUUUUAGAUCUAACUGUCCACUAAGUUUAAGAUAAUAACAGUACUAUAUGAACUAUUGAGGAGAAAAUGACAAUGAAAAUGAAUGACAAAAAUAAUACUUAAGAUUCUUAAUAAAUCUUAUUACAUUUA